UUUAGGCCUUAGGGCCAACCAACACUAGGCCCGUUGGCCUAGACCCAAAUCCACCGCCGAACCGCCAAUUGCCAAAUUAUAAGGAAUUCUACACCGACUACGAACCUGAGUUUCUUCUCCACAACGAUUUAAGGAUUCAUUUCCCGGGUUCUAUCUCGGCUCCCAAAUUUAUCUGCCCUUUUCAAUUUCCUUCGACCCCUCUAGAGAUACCUCGAAAACACGGGACAUAAGAUGGAAGAUGAUUGCCCAACAAUCAAACGACCUUCGCUUAAAUCCCAUCCCCGUUUCAACAACUACCCCUUUUGGAAAGACAAGUUUAGAGAAAAUUGUUACAAAAGGGUGCGAGAAGACCGGACUCGUUUGCUUUGGAAAAUGAGGUUGCCUGCUGCCCAAUCUUUCAAUCACAAGGAGUUCAUGAAGUCUGCCUUUCAGGACAUAGUUUCUGAUGAACUAAAAAAAAUUAAAGAUUCAUCAAUGAGUGACAGUUUGGGAAGAUCUAACUCUGUUUCCGAAGCCUCUGAUGAAUUAUGGGAAUACAAUGGCCUUCAAGAUGCAUAUCAAGGUGAAUGUGAAGAGAUAUUGUUAGAAAUGCAAAGAAUAUUUUACGAGGAUCUCAGGAGAGAGCCGGAAGGAAAAGAACCAAAAGAAGGAACAGAAACUUGGGAAGAUGAACAAAAUGAGUACUUGGCCAGUGCAGUUUAUGAGCAUAUGCAAUUGAAUGAGCAGGUGCAGCAACAGAUAUGGUGCCCCAUCUGUAAGAGAGGACAGUUACAACAGAACCAUCAGCUAAUUUAUUGCACCCUUUGCAAACUUCAGCUUAACAGAGGCGACGAGGUUAAGUUAGAUAUAUUAUGCGAUCGAUUAGCGGAGGCCCAUGCAGAUCAUCUCGAACGAGGGUGUAGAUUAAAACCCAAGUUUUGCCUUGAGACUAGAUUUGGCUUGACUGCAUUGUACAUCCUUUGUCAGGAUUGCAGUACCUUCGAGAUUGUCAUUUAGCUUCCUUCCUGUUCCGGCCGCUGCAUGGUUCAUGGGUGCAUCAAGCGUCUCUGGUCCAUUAGUUUUAGUUUUGUUUUUGGUUAAGUUCUUGUGGCAUGCUUCCAUUUUAUCUGAAUCAUAUCUCUUCGCACGAGAGUUCAGUAUUUCUUU
Molecule: messenger RNA, 1146 nt
Organism: Hibiscus syriacus
Lineage: Eukaryota; Viridiplantae; Streptophyta; Magnoliopsida; Malvales; Malvaceae
Product: RPA-interacting protein A-like
Exons: 7
Coding region: 232-996 (254 amino acids)
Biological process (GO): protein import into nucleus
Cellular component (GO): nucleus
Source: RefSeq, a predicted model, not a curated record